Molecule: messenger RNA, 6419 nt
Organism: Lutzomyia longipalpis
Lineage: Eukaryota; Metazoa; Arthropoda; Insecta; Diptera; Psychodidae
Gene: Toll-6
Product: toll-like receptor 6
Exons: 2
Coding region: 1609-5916 (1435 amino acids)
Biological process (GO): signal transduction
Molecular function (GO): protein binding
Source: RefSeq, a predicted model, not a curated record
AGUUGAAGCUCGUUUGUUGCCACAGAAGCACUACGUGCGUGCGUGGUGGGAUAAAAAAAAUAAAUUUCCCGUCGAACGUACUGCAAAAUCCGUGACAUGGUGUUGUAAAGAGUGAAAAAUUCUGUGUUUUUGUGAGUUUCAAGUGUUAAGAAAAGGUUUUUCUCUAAAGGAAAAUUCCUCAAAAGAAUUAUGUUUAACUGAAAGAUAAAAAAAACUGAGUGAAAGAAAAUCAUGAAGAAGUGACGAAUGUUGGUAAAAGAAAGACAAGCUGUGUUGCUAAAAUGAGAAUCUGUGCGGAAUUUAUGAUUUUAUGUGAAAAAUGGACGGACUUUCGAUGAAAUUGCGUGAUGUGAAAUGGACUUAUGCUGCAGCAGUGCUUGUGUGUACACCGUGAGUGUUGAGGGGUGACUUUUCCACUCUUCUUCGCUUUACCUACGUUUCACCUCCAACCCCAAAGACUCUGUGCUACCUGUAUUCAUUCCUCUUUCACUGCCACACUAUUCUCUGCUCUUCCAUCUCCCUCAUUUGGGCACAUCACGACAUCGCUGCGAAGCUGCAAUUCGGACAAAACGAUUUUAAUGCUGUCUAUGGUGACUAUGUGGCAGAGAAGGAGAGAUUAUGCUGCAUUGCUAUAUAUAGUUGUGGCAUUCUAGCACAUAAGAGUCUGGGUGUGAAGAGCGUAUUCGUGGCGAGAUCGUUGCUUCAGCCGAAAAUUUCCACGAUUCCGCGCAUUUUGGCUUUAGCAACAUUGAAACUCCGGCAACAGCAGCCAGUGCUGAGGUAGUGAAACACAAGGAAGGAACUAUAUAAGCAAGGGGUGCACCUACAUACAAUUCAGUUGGACUUGACGCGAUCGCGAGUGCAGAACUACGAACGCGCCAACAUAGGAAGAACUCAAGAAAAAAUCGCGACUUAUUCGUUACAUAUAGUUUUGCAGAGAGAAGAGAAGAAUUUGAGAAAAUAAAGGAGCUAAUUGUGCUCUAUCAUAGAAGAAUAAGGAAGAACUUUAAGAAGGUUGUGGUGCAUGCAAAGGUGGCAAAGUCAAAUCCCAAAUGGCUCCCAUUUUUUGCUCAAAGUGCUUCUUGUGAAAAUUAAAAGAAGGAAAUUUGAAAGGAAAAUUUUGAAAGAAAAUUAGAAAAACUGUGGCUAUAAAUUGGAUAUCAGUGUAUCCUCGGUGAAUUUUUUGUGCUGCAAAAAAAGUGGAAAAGUGUUCUUUCCAUCGCCCAUAGAACGUGUGGGGCAAAUGUGUAUUGCGGGGGAAAAGUGAGCACAUUUAUUUUAUUUUUCGUUAUUCUGUGCUUGUGAAAAUUCUCGGUGUUGGAACCGAAGAAUUCUGAGGAGAGCCAAGUCUGUGAUUUCUCAAACGUGGUGCGAAGUUUUUCUUUCAAAAGAAAAUUUCCCUUUUUGUGAGAAAAUUCGAGGGAGGAAAAAGAAAGGAAAAUCCGUGUCUAUGAAACGAAUUUAGAAGAGAAGGAAAAUUAGGAAAAGCUUAAAAGGAAGCAAAGCUAACGGACAGAUGGAAAGAAGAAAUUAUGAUUGAGUGCUAAGACAGAGAACGCCCAACAUCUCAAUCUUGGUGUUGUUGUGUGGAAAGUGACCGCACGCGAAAUGCAUUUAAUUGCAACAAUGAAAAAAUUCAUUCAACUAACCAUCCUAAUACUCCAUGUAGUGUUGGGUGGUGGGCAACAGGCACCAUCAGAGCAGCAGAUGACCCGCUACGAUGCUCCCGAUGAUUGUCGCUACGCCUUGACGGGGAAUCAGGAUGUUGCCCUCUUUUGUAUCCUUCGCACCGUCAAUAGUGAAUAUGAUACAACAAAUUUUAGUGUUAUCAGUUCGGCUCUCUCAGAGCACACCGUUUCCCUUUCAAUCCUCUGCAAUGACCAAAUUAUGGCACGAAGUUCCUUGGAAUCCAAAAGUUUCGUCCAUCUCACGCGUUUGCGGGAGCUCUCGUUGGAAUACUGCAAAUUUGCCAAAUUCAACCACGAGAUGCUAUAUGGCCUUACGGAUUUGCGGAAUUUAACAUUAAGGACACACAACAUUAACUGGCCAGCACUAAGUCUCCAAAUUGAUGCUGAAACCUUCCUAUAUGUGAAGAAUUUGGAACGAUUGGAUCUCAGUCAGAACAAUAUGUGGUCUCUCCCGGAGAAUCUCUUCUGUAGCCUCACAGCACUGACCUUCCUCAAUAUCAGUGGGAAUCGUCUGCAGGAUGUGAAUGAUUUGGGAUUUCGAGAUAAGUCCCUCCCCGGUGGGAAAGAUGAGGCAACCAGUGCACCAACAUCCUUGCCAUCACCUGCUAUUGCCCCCAAGGUCCCUUCAUGCAAUCUUGACCUGGAAUCCCUCGAUGUUUCCUUCAAUCACUUCAUCCUCCUUCCGGCAAAUGGCUUUGGCACCCUCAAACGCCUGCGACACCUCAAGAUAAGUGACAAUGAGAUCUCAAUGGUGGCCGAUAGGGCACUUGGGGGCUUAAAGAAUCUCCAAAUUCUCGAUAUGAGCUCCAAUAAAAUUGUUGCCCUACCAUCGGAUCUCUUUCGUGACCCCGCUCAAGCAAUCCAAGAGGUCUACCUGCACAAUAACUCCAUCUCAGUCCUUGCCCCAGGACUCUUUGCAAACUUGGAGCAGCUGCAGGCAUUGGAUUUAGGGAGUAAUCAACUAACAUCCACCUGGAUUAACCGGAACACCUUUGCAGGACUCAUACGUCUUGUCCUGCUGAAUUUAUCCAACAAUCGCAUAACAAAGCUCGAACCUGAGAUCUUUUCGGAUCUGUACACUCUACAAAUUCUCAAUUUACGCUACAAUCAACUUGAAACAAUCGUUGCAGACACCUUUAGCCCUAUGAAUAAUCUUCACACUCUCCUGUUGUCGCAUAAUAAAAUUAAAUUCCUCGACGGUUACUCCCUCAACGGGCUCUACGUCCUUUCGCUGCUUUCGCUUGACAAUAAUGUCCUAGCUGGUGUCCAUCCUGACGCCUUCCGCAAUUGCAGUGCCCUCCAAGAUCUCAAUCUUAGUGGGAAUGAACUUGGAACAGUUCCAUCGGCCCUUAAAGAAAUGCGACUGUUAAAAACCGUUGAUUUGGGUGAAAAUAAAAUCAGUGCGAUUGAAGAGGAUGCCUUCAGGGGGAUGAAUAACCUGUAUGGGCUGCGCUUGAUUGAGAAUCAACUUGAAAAUAUAACAAGGAGUGCCUUUCGUGACCUGCCAAGUUUGCAAAUUCUCAAUCUUGCCCGCAAUGCUAUUAGGCACAUUGAACCAGGGACCUUUGAGAUGACCUCCAAUAUUCAGGCAAUACGUCUUGAUGGGAAUCAACUUGUGGACAUCACGGGGCUCUUUGCGAACAUGGUGAGUCUCAUGUGGCUCAACAUAAGUGAUAAUCAUUUGCGUGCUUUUGACUAUGCUCAAAUCCCCAUUGGGCUGCAAUGGUUGGAUUUGCAUAAGAAUGAUCUGGUUGAGUUGUCCAAUCGCUAUGGGCGUGAGGGGCAGCUGCACUUGCAAACGCUCGAUGCCAGCUUCAAUCGUCUGCAACAUGUAGGACCAACAAGCAUCCCAAAUGGCAUUGAGCUGCUAUUCCUCAAUGAUAAUCUCAUAACGACCAUUGAGGCGCAUACCUUUAUGGAGAAACCCAAUUUAACUCGCGUUGAUCUGUAUGCAAAUCAAAUAACAGGCUUGGAGCUCAAGGCUCUUAGGCUCCUGCCUAUUCCUGCUCAUAAAUCCCUCCCGGAAUUCUAUAUUGGUGGGAAUCCUUUUGUGUGCGAUUGCAACAUUGAUUGGUUGCAGAAGAUUAAUCAACAAUCAACACGGCAGUAUCCGAGGAUAAUGGAUUUGGAGACAAUUUACUGCAAGCUGCUCUACAAUCGCGAUAGGGCCUACAUUCCGCUCCUAGAAGCUGAACCAAUGCACUUCCUGUGCACCUACACAACGCACUGCUUUGCCCUGUGCCAUUGCUGUGAAUUCGAUGCUUGUGACUGUGAAAUGACCUGCCCCAAUAAUUGUACGUGCUUCCAUGAUCAAAGUUGGUCCACGAAUGUUGUGGAGUGCUCUUCAGCUAGCUACACUGAAAUGCCAGCAAGUAUUCCCAUGGACACAACUGAGGUAUACAUUGAUGGGAAUGAUUUGGGUGGGCUUUUUGGACACAGCUUCAUCGGAAGGAAGAACCUCAAAGUUCUCUUUGCCAAUAAUUCAGCCAUUCAUGAUAUCUCCAACACCACCUUUGCUGGGCUACGACGACUCAUGUACCUCCAUUUGGAACACAAUAAGCUCACAAAGCUUACAGGAGGUGAGUUCAGUACACUUGAAAGUCUAACCGAACUCUACCUGCAGCACAAUCGUAUUGCCUACAUUGAGAAUCGUACCUUCAUUGAAUUGCGAAAACUUGAGGUACUCCGCCUCGACGGGAAUAGGUUGCAUCAUUUUGAAGUUUGGCAACUUGCCCUCAAUCCGUACUUGGUUGAAAUUGGCCUUGGGGAAAAUUCCUGGUCAUGCGAAUGUUCCUUCCUAACGAAACUCCGUGCGUACGUUAAUACGAAUAGUGAGAAGAUCAUCGAUGGGCAACGCAUAACGUGCAUUUAUAACAACCAUACGAGUGUGUUGGGGGAACGAAAUGGGACAAAGUGUGUGAAAGAGGGGGAAACAAUCUACGGACGCGUACAUGAAAUUGAAGAUCUUCUGCCACUCCUCUUGGCAGCUACGUGCGCCUUCGUUGGAUUCUUCGGACUCAUCCUGGGUAUCUUUUGUUAUCGGCGUGAGCUCAAAAUGUGGGCUCAUACCCAAUGCCUGGCUCAUAUUUGCUACAAAUCCAGCAAUUUUGUCGAUGACUUCGACAAGGACCGGCUGUACGAUGCCUACUUAACGUACAGCCUCCAGGAUGAACACUUUGUUAACCAAAUUCUCGCAACAACCCUCGAAAAUGACGUUGGUUACCGCCUAUGUCUGCACUAUCGCGAUUUCAACGUCAACACCUACGUAGCUGAUACGAUCAUUGAAGCCGUUGAGAGUUCCAAACGGGCAAUUUUGGUGCUUUCGAAAAAUUUCCUCUACAACGAAUGGUCACGAUUUGAAUUCAAAACUGCCAUCCAUGAAGUACUAAAGCGUCGUCGAAAGAUCAUCUUUGUCCUGUACGGUGAUCUCCCACAGCGCGAUAUUGAUGCCGAUAUGCGCUUGUACUUGCGCACAAAUACCUGCAUUGAGUGGGAUGAUAAGAAAUUCUGGCAGAAGUUGCGUCUAGCAUUGCCGCACAUUCGUAAGAAUCACUGCCUAGCCAAGCGGUCAGCCGUUAACAUCUAUGCAACGGCGCAUGAUUACAACACAGCACGACGUUUGAAUGUUGACUGCCCAACGGCUCAGCGUUUGGAGUGCAACAGCUAUGCAACAAUUGGUAGCUGUGGACGUGGGUGUGAGACGUAUGAUCCAGCUGUUGGGUGCAAGUAUCCAGCAACAGCAGAGCGUCGAUCGCAUCAUCAUCGGCAGAAGCCAGAGCAGCGACAGCACGAGUACGCCGUUCCUAGUGGUUGCCUCCAACAACCACCGGGUAUUCCGCUCAAGUUCACCGAUCCACUCAGUGAGAACUUCGACGGUGGCCCAAAGUAUCCGCACAAGUUGAUGCUACCGCAAACGGGGACACUCUCCUCCACCAAUAACAGCGAAUGCAGCCGCUCUGUGUCGUCUCAGGGUGCCCUAAGUUGCAGCUCAGCCGGCAGUAGUGUCCCAGUAGCUGCCACAGCAGCCCCACAGACCCCAUCGGGGCAACCGCAGCAUCAUCAUCAACCACCAAAUGGCUACUUCAGCCGUAGCAGCAAUUGCUGCUGUGGCCAAGCCUGCGGGGAUGCGUGCGCAACAACCAAACACGGUGAUAUGAACUGCACACUGGGUGAUACAGCUCAGAGCAACUGCAUCGACAGAAGACUGCCACAGGCAAUGUGGGCGUAACGUUUACUUAAUUACAGGUUAGUUUUCUAAAUGAAAAGAAAAAACGCUCAUUUUCAGACUGUUCAUUUUUCACUUAAUUGUUUUUAGUUCAUGUAAUGUAUGAAAGAAAUGAGACUUAUUGAGGUAUUUUUUGUCACCUCAUCAGGGUUAGUUCUUAUUUUUCCUUCAUUUUGUAAAAUUAUCUGCUCAAUCAGUGAAUAAAAAAUUAUUUGAAUGUUCAAUUUUUCGAGGGGGAGACGUUUUGUGCUUUUAUUGAUUUUAAAAAUGAAUUUAAAAGUAAUUUGUUGAAAAAAAAAUGUGAGGUUAUGACGAAGGCGUCCUCUUGGGGUUUACAAAUAGCUUCCGUGUGAAGUUGUCUGCAAUUAAAAGGCUCCAAAAACCAAAUAAAAUUCAAAUGAUUUUUUAAGUAGAACCUAAUCAUUAAUUAAAAAUGUGUUUUUUAUGUGAAAGUAACCACUAAUAACAUAAAAUUUAUUUAUUUCUGAAAAGAACGACAUGGUAAA